GAUCUUAUACAGUAUUAUCAACCGAAAACUAAAGCCUGCAACCCACAAAAAACCAAGAAACGAUUCUCAUUUCCAUCAAACCUUUUGUUCGAUACAUUUUUGUGAUCGUUGUAGUUUCAGACAUCAUCUCUAUUGGUCUUGGCUCUAGUUUGCAUGUGUGUUAAGAAACCAUUCCCGGCUAUCCUGGAUUGUGUUUUGUCUCCCCCUUGUUCCUUAAAUUGGAGAUUCCUAGUUUUCGAGUUUCGUGAAUUCCAUUUCUGAUUUGAUUAUUUCCCUUUGUUUUCUGCAAGCCCGACCUGAAUUCAUGGGAGUUCAAAGCACUGGGUUUCUGAAAGUGUUCGUGUGAUAUAUUCUGUCUUUCUUUUCCGCGAAGACUGUGCCUCUUUCUCAGAUAUAACCUUUAGCUGCAUCAGAAGGAAGAAAAUGGAUCGGAGCUUUCGAGAUUGGAAGGAAAAAGAAAAAGCCGUCAAUCGUGGAAGUUUUGAUUAGGAGGAAAAGGGAUAUAGCGUUCCACCUCCAAUCACCACAAAGAAGAGAAGCUUUUUGUUUAUGUAGAGACAUUUGAAAUUCAGAAAUGGAAGGUGGUCAUCAUAGUCUAGCUGGGAAGCAGGUUAGUGGUACAAGUGGUUCUUUGCAUAAAGAGAAGUUACAGGAAGCAGAUGACAUGAAAAUUGCGCCAUAUAUGGCUGCAAUUCCUCAACCGCAGACCCCACAGGAGCCUAUGGAGUUCUUGUCAAGGUCAUGGAGUAUCUCUGCUUCAGAAAUCUCGAAGGCUCUUGCUAAAAAACAGAAGCAAUCUUUCACUGCCAAGAGUCCUGACACAGUCCUAAAAUCAAUAGAUCCUUUACCACAGCUACAAGGCAAGGUCAGGAAAUCAGUUACCACUAACAGUCGGAGAAAGGGGACAAUUGGAAAAUGGUUCAACAGUGAGUUCAGUUAUAGCAUAGUGAAGAAGAAAGACAAGGAACGGGUGGAAAGGGCGCGAGUGCAUACUACGGUCUGCAUUGCAGGAGUUGCUGCAGCCUUGGCUGCUGUUACAGCAAAAGAUAACACCAGUGGCUCUCCCUCGAAAAUGAGCAUAUCUCUGGCGUUGGCCACUGAGUUGCUGGCAUCGCAUUGCAUUGAAAUGGCGGAGUCAGCAGGAGCUGACCGCGACCAUCUGGCAUCUACUGUCAGAUCUGCCCUUGACAUUCAAAGUCCUGGUGAUCUUAUGACCCUUACAGCAGCAGCUGCAACAGCAUUGCGAGGAGAGGAAGCAUUGAGAGCUAGAUUACCGAGAGAGCCAAGAAAGAUUGCGGCCAUUAGCCCCUAUGAUAGGGGAAUGUCAGAAAUUCAUUCACCUUCGGCUUUUCAUAGUCACAUGUUGGAGAAGGAUGGUCUUUGUGAUGGAGACUUGCUGCAACUUUUGGGAAAAGGUAUUCAACAAUGGAAGACUGUCUCUGUCUACAUUAACAAAAAAUCUCAGGUCGUGAUUAAACUCAAACGUAAACAGGUUGGGGGUGCCUUUGCCAAGAAGAGUAAAAGUGUUGUUUAUGGAGUCUGUGAUGAGAAUUCUGCUUGGCCAUAUAUGAAAGAAAGGGAAGUUCCAGAAGAGGUUUAUUUUGGCCUCAAAACUGGACAGGGUUUAAUAGAAUUCAAGUGCAGGAGUAAAGCUCAUAAGCAGCAAUGGGUUGAUGGGAUCAAAAAACUUCUUCGUCGAGUGAGCUCUCUUGAUGGAGCUGAGCGCUCUAUAGGACUUUUAAGCAUUAGCAGUAUAUGAUUCUCUUAUGUUAUGUACUCGAGAACAGAGCUUAUACGUUCAAGAAUACAUUUCUUCGGACCAUAAUAUGUACUGCAUUACCCAGCCGUCAUGUAUACAAGAGGAUCGUUACUGCAUUAUUGACCAUCGUGUAAACUCAUUCACAAGGGUCAAAGGCAUCAAGUAAUGUAAAU
Messenger RNA from Argentina anserina (silverweed cinquefoil), 1932 nucleotides. Its product is annotated as VAN3-binding protein-like. Bases 575 to 1759 code for a protein of 394 amino acids. The transcript has 7 exons. The record is from RefSeq and is a predicted model, not a curated record. Lineage: Eukaryota; Viridiplantae; Streptophyta; Magnoliopsida; Rosales; Rosaceae.